AUGGAGACAACUCAGCAACAAGCCCCAACAGGGCGGCGUGGACUGUCGUUUCAGCUCAUCCACAACCCAAGGCUCGUCCUUUCUGCUUUCCUCCUGGCCCUCGUCUUUUUCACGUUUGGCUAUGACGGCUCCGUGAUGGCGGGAGUUCUAGCUAUGGCACCUUUCGUCAACGAAUACGGCUCGGUGCACACUCCUUAUGGAAGAAUGCUUAGUGCAACGGAUAUCGGUGUUAUCACGGCCCUGCCUAUAACGGGCUGUCUCCUUGGCCUUCCUCUGGCAGCUUUUGUUGGCGACCGCUUCGGACGCAAGAAGACGCUUAUUUUGGGCUGCAUCAUCAGUGCUAUCGGCUCGGCUCUGCAGACUUCGGCGUACAGUCAGGCCCAGCUCGUUGUCGGACGCUGGAUUGCGAACUCUGCUAUCUUCAUCUUCAUUGUCAUGGGUGCUACCUUUCUAUCGGAGAUCGCACCAGAGCAAUACCGCGGCGCCAUUGUCGGCUUGUCCAUCGUGCUGAUCGAUGCUGCCGCAAUCCUAGCUUCCGGUAUCAAUUGGGCCCUGAGCACCGACACGAGCCAAUUUUCCUUUCGUUUCCCGGUUGGCCUGCAGAUCCUCUUUCCCAUGGUCAUCGCCGUCGCAAUGAUCUUCGUGGAGGACUCGCCAACCUUCUAUCUCACCAACAGCAAGGACGAGCAGGCACUCACGAGCCUACGCAAAAUACGGCGUGGGUACUCCGAGGCGGAGAUCGAAGGCGAGUUCGCUGCACUCAAGGCGCAGGCGGAACUGAGGCGGGAAGAGGUCCACGUUCCUUGGACUCACAUCUUCAAGGGCGUUGACCUCCGCCGCACUUUGCUCUCGCUGUCCAUUGGCAACAUGCAGCAGCUGUCGGGUAUCGCCUUUGCCACCAGCUAUGCCACGAUCUUCCUGCAAACAAUUGGCAGCGACAUCAGCGCCUUCCUGCUUACCUUGAUCGGGGCCAUCCUGGCCCUCAGCGGAGCUGUUACUGGAAUAUUCCUCGUCGACACCGUGGGUCGCCGCCCUCUGGCGCUGACGACAUUCAUCAUCAUCUUCAUCAUCAACGUCAUCAUCGGCGCCCUGGGUUUCACGGACUACGCGCACAACCCCAACCUUUCCCGAGCCAUCGCUGCCUUCUGCAUGAUGUUCGCCUUUUUCUUCGCUGCCGGCUUUGGGCCCCUGACCUACAUCGUGGCCAGCGAGAUGCCCACCGCACGACUGCGUAACAGAACCAGCGCAUUUUCCUUCCUUGUCUUGGCAUGUUUUCAGACUCUCGUCAUCUAUGUUUUGCCUUACAUUUCCAAUGCCGAUGCUGGGAACCUUGGACCGAAAACAUACCUUGUUUUUGCAGGAUGGAUGUUCUUGUGCAUUGUGAUUACCUACUUCUACCUGCCGGAGACCAAGGGUCGCAGCCCCGCGGAGCUUGAUGUUAUGUUCGCAGCUAGAAUUCCGGCGCGCCAGUUCAAAGACUAUGUUUGCAACAUUAACACUGAGAGCUACAUGGCUGAGCACAAGCAUCAUGUCGAACCUGUUGAGAAAGUUGCUUAG
This is a messenger RNA of Thyridium curvatum, 1557 nucleotides long. RefSeq lists its product as uncharacterized. Gene Ontology annotation, cellular component: membrane. The coding region runs from base 1 to 1557 and encodes 518 amino acids. Gene Ontology annotation, molecular function: carbohydrate:proton symporter activity. Gene Ontology annotation, biological process: transmembrane transport; carbohydrate transport. The transcript has 5 exons. Lineage: Eukaryota; Fungi; Ascomycota; Sordariomycetes; Thyridiales; Thyridiaceae. The record is from RefSeq and is a predicted model, not a curated record.